CCUCUCUCUAUUCUCCACUCUCUCGACACUUCCCCUCACCCCUCUCCAAACCCAAUUCACCACAAUGGCUCUCCGACAGGCGUCCCGCAAACCAUUACGUACUUGGCUUAUCCGAACGCCAAUUAUCCGUGGGUUCGCUUCAGUUUCCAAUCUUCCGAAGUCUGUCAAAGAUGAGAUAGCACACGAGCAGUUAUUGCCUAACUAUGACCCCCCCACUGACUCUGCUACUGGAUCUCUGUUAUCUAAGCAAGCACCCUAUAUGGUCAGGACCUAUGUCCGCCCACCACAGAUGUUCGUUCGCGGGGUCGGGAGUGUGUUGUAUGAUGUGGAGAACAGGAAGUACAUUGAUUUCACAGCUGGGAUCGCCGUGAAUUCUUUGGGUCAUGGAGACGAGCACUUGUGCAACUUGAUUUUUGACCAGGCGAAACAGGUUAUCCAUACCUCGAACUUGUAUCAUAACCCUUGGACCGGAGAGCUAGCAGCGCUGCUUGUUAACAAAACUAAAGAGCACGGCGCAUUCCACAAUGCUUCUCAGGUGUUUGUUUGCAAUUCUGGCUCCGAGGCGAACGAGGCAGCCCUCAAGUUUGCGAGAAAGGUCGGGAAAGUAAUUGGCGGGGAGAAGAAGAUUGGUGUAGUCUCAUUCACCAACUCGUUCCAUGGUAGAACUAUGGGUGCCCUUUCGGCUACACCUAAUCCAAAGUAUCAGAAACCCUUUUCCCCAAUGGUUCCGGGGUAUACACAUGGAGUUUAUAAUGAUAUUGCAGGGAUUAAUGACUUGGUCACUGGGGAGACUUGUGGAGUCAUUGUCGAGCCGAUACAGGGAGAGGGUGGUGUCAACGUUGGGUCUCCAGAGUUUCUGAUUGCGUUGAGCAAGAGGUGCAAGGAGGUCGGAGCUGUAUUGAUUUAUGACGAGAUUCAGUGCGGUUUGGGCAGAACUGGAGACCUCUGGGCCCACCAGUUCCUCCCCAAGGAGGCUCACCCGGAUAUCCUAACCAUGGCUAAGGCGCUUGGCAACGGAUUCCCAAUUGGUGCAACAAUGGUCAACAAUUUUGUUGGAGAAAAGAUCAUGACCGGUGACCACGGAACAACUUUUGGCGGGAACCCACUAGCUUCCCGAAUCGGGCACCACGUCUUUAGCAGGCUUUCGGAGCACUCUCUCCUUAAAGGAGUUGAAGCCAAGUCAGGGGUGUUUGUGAAGCGGUUGACUGCGAUUAAGGAUAAAUAUCCGGAAGUAGCAACUGAGGUCCGAGGCAAAGGAUUAAUCCUUGGGCUCCAGUUGACCAGAGAUCCCACAAGCCUGGUCAAGGAGGCCAGGGAGCGGGGACUACUGAUUAUUACAGCUGGCACGAAUACAGUUCGGUUUGUUCCCCCGUUAGUCAUUGAGGAGGAGAUCAUAAACGAAGGGUUGGAUAUUUUUGAAAAGGCGAUGAAGGUUUUUGUAGAGAGCGGAAAUUCAUAAGUUGGAAGUUCAUGAUUUUAGUUAG
This is a messenger RNA of Tuber melanosporum (Perigord truffle), 1484 nucleotides long. RefSeq lists its product as uncharacterized. The record is from RefSeq and is a predicted model, not a curated record. Lineage: Eukaryota; Fungi; Ascomycota; Pezizomycetes; Pezizales; Tuberaceae. Gene Ontology annotation, cellular component: mitochondrial matrix. Gene Ontology annotation, biological process: arginine metabolic process. The transcript is spliced from 4 exons. The coding region runs from base 65 to 1459 and encodes 464 amino acids. Gene Ontology annotation, molecular function: transaminase activity; identical protein binding; pyridoxal phosphate binding.